Molecule: messenger RNA, 1509 nt
Organism: Alternaria incomplexa
Lineage: Eukaryota; Fungi; Ascomycota; Dothideomycetes; Pleosporales; Pleosporaceae
Exons: 3
Coding region: 1-1509 (502 amino acids)
Molecular function (GO): iron ion binding; monooxygenase activity; heme binding
Source: RefSeq, a predicted model, not a curated record
AUGUCGUUACAGCAGGCCGCAGCCGCUGUGCUCCUCCUACUCGAAAUUAGCGUCGUUGGUACAUUGGGCAUUGCAGUGUAUCGGCUCUUCUUCCAUCCUCUCCGCAAGAUUCCUGGACCAAAGCAGUUUGCAGUUUCCGGAAUCCCGCUGAUCGUUGAGAACCAUCUGUUGGGUUAUUUCCCCAAGAAGGUCCUGAAGUACCAUGAAAAGUAUGGUGACAUGGUCCGUACUGGGCCCAACUCGAUAUCCAUCAGCGGAACCAUUGGAUGGCCUGAGGUCUUUGGACACAGUCGUGGCGGUCGACCCGAAUUCGGGAAAUGGAACGAUUUCUAUCAGCUUGGAGACAAGACAAAUGUUUCACUCUUCACGGCCAACAGAGAGGACCACCGACGUGAACGCCGUGUCGUGGCACAUGCAUUCUCGGAUACUGCAAUCAAGGGACAGGAAGCGCUGAUCAUGGAGUACGUCGACAAGCUCUUUGCUCAUUUACGGAAACACGCCGCGCAAGGUACACCAACCGACGUUGUCAAAUGGUACAACUUUACGACUUUCGACAUCAUUGGAGAUCUGGCCUUGGGGGAGUCGUUUCACUGCCUGGACCAGAGCGAUUACCAUCCGUGGGUCUCGAUGAUCUUCACUGGCAUCAGAGUUGGUUCUCAAAUGCAGGCAUUAAUGAAGAUGCCGUACCUGACUUGGAUCGUGAAGCUGCUAAUCUCCAAGGAGGACAUGCAGAAGCGAAUUGAUAACAGGAAGAUGAGCGACGAGAAGGUGGAGCGAAGACUAGCACUUGGUCCAGCACCCAACGGCCGUAACGACUUUAUGACGUACAUCCUUCGUCACAACGACGAGAAGGGCAUGAGCCAUGCAGAGAUCUUGGGAAACUCCGAAGGCUUCCUCGUGGCUGGCAGCGAGACGACAGCUACUACACUUUCGGGCCUCACCUACUACCUGUCGACAAACCCGGCGGCUUUUGAGAGGCUUCAACAAGAAGUCCGGACGGCCUUCCCUACUGAGAAGGAUAUAACGAUGCUCUCCACGGCGCAACUCAAAUACCUGCACGCAUGUAUUGAGGAGACUUUGCGAAUUUAUCCGGCCGCUGUCGAAACGCCUCCACGUGUAUCUCCCGGUGAAUACGUAAACGGCCAAUACAUUCCCAAAGGCACUCUCGUCACAAUCUUCCAGUGGGCCACCAACCACAACCCCGCCAACUUCGUCCAGCCCGACUCGUUCAUCCCGGAGCGCUGGCUCGGUCCUGACCAUCCCCACCACGACCCGCAGUUCAACGCGGACAAGAAAUCGGCGCUCCAGCCCUUCUCGUUUGGCCCACGCAACUGCAUCGGUAAGAACUUGGCCUACAAUGAGAUGAAGGUCAUUAUUGCUCGUCUUGUGUGGAACUUCGACCUUGUGUUGCAGCCCGAGAGCCACAGCUGGCCGGAUAACCAGAAGGCGUUCAUCGUUUGGGAGAAGGGGCCGUUGUGGGUUCAGCUGAAGCAGGUGGAGAGGAACUAG